Messenger RNA from Papaver somniferum (opium poppy), 2642 nucleotides. Its product is annotated as NADPH-dependent diflavin oxidoreductase 1-like. Gene Ontology annotation, cellular component: cytosol. Gene Ontology annotation, molecular function: NADPH-hemoprotein reductase activity; FMN binding; flavin adenine dinucleotide binding. The record is from RefSeq and is a predicted model, not a curated record. NCBI's taxonomy places the organism in Eukaryota, Viridiplantae, Streptophyta, Magnoliopsida, Ranunculales, Papaveraceae. Bases 213 to 2153 code for a protein of 646 amino acids. The transcript is spliced from 14 exons.
AAUAAACAUUUUUCUCAAAUCAGGGUUCAUUGCUGCUGCUUCUUCUUCUUAGCAGAGACGACACUGAACUAGUGUUUGUUUUUAACUAGAAGUAGUGAUUUUGAUUGUAUCUCAAAAGAUAACCAACACUUUUGAAGAAGCCGGAUUUACACAGAUAGGGGAGGGGACCCUGCCUUCUUUUCCCUCUCUUUAAUAAUUCCUGACUGUCAACAAUGGGUUUGAAAUCGAAUGGCGAAGAAAGUCGAUCACUUGAAGAGGGCGAGUUAAAUGUGGCCGAUAUCAAAGGCAUGAAAUCUAGACUGUUGAUUCUAUAUGCGUCACAGACUGGAAAUGCAUUAGAUGCUGCAGAGCGUGUAGGUCGUGACGCAGAGCGAAGGGGUUGUCCUGCUACACUAAUCAUUUCGAUGGAUAAAUUUGAUGCUCAUUGCUUACCGUAUGAAGACACAGUGGUCUUUAUUGUCUCUACAACUGGGCAGGGAGAUAUACCAGAUUCCAUGAAGGUGUUUUGGAGGUUUCUUUUGCAGGCAAAACUUGGUAACCAAUGGCUGCAAGGAGUCAAAUGUGCGGUGUUUGGGUUGGGUGAUUCUGGUUACCAGAAAUACAAUUUUGCGGCAAAGAAGCUGGACAAAAGACUUACAGAUCUUGGGGUUAAGCAAAUAAUUGAAAGAGGUUUAGGAGAUGAUCAGCAUCCUUCAGGAUAUGAAGGUGCUUUUGAUACUUGGUUGGCAUCUCUAUGGAGUGCACUGCAUCAGAUGAAUCCUACUAUUUUACCAAGAGGUAUCGGGUUCAUUGAUCCUUCAAUGGCAAUUUUAGAUCGGCCCAAGUUUCACAUUAUAUAUCAUGAACAUGACAAGAUUGAGUCACUAUAUUCAUAUAAUUCAGAGAGGCAGAUUAUGAGAGCUCGCUCAAUGUCCCCUGGAAAACUUUUUCAUAAUGAAAAUAGGCCUCCCUGCUUCUUACAAAUGAUAAAAAAUAAGCAGCUAACCAAUGUGGGUUCUGAGAAAGAUGUACGUCACUUUGAAUUUGAAGCUGUUUCAUCUACUAUUAAAUAUCAAGCAGGCGAUGUUCUUGAAAUUCUCCCUGGGCAAGAUCCUGUUGCAGUGGAUGCUUUCAUACAUCGAUGUAAUCUUGAUCCAGAAAUGCUUUUAACGGUUCAGCCGAUAGAUAAUGAGAAUGGAGGUCUUGAAUCUGCCAUAAAUUCUCAAAGUGGUCCUGUGAAACUGAAAACCUUUGUUGAACUGACAAUGGAUGUGGCAUCAGCUUCUCCACGUCGAUAUUUUUUUGAGGUCAUGAGUUUUUUUGCAACUGCUGAACAUGAGAAGGAAAGGCUUCAGUAUUUCACUUCAACUGAAGGAAGAGAUGAUCUAUACCGGUACAACCAGAAAGAGCGAAGAACAGUUUUGGAGGUUCUAGAUGAUUUUCCCUCUGUGCAAAUCCCAUUUGAAUGGCUUGUUCAAUUGGUCCCACCACUAAAAACAAGGGCAUUCUCCAUUUCUUCAUCUCCUCUUGCUCAUGCAGAUCAAGUUCACCUUACUGUGAGUGUUGUUUCAUGGAAAACUCCUUACAAGAGGUUGCGAUCUGGUCUUUGCUCAGCAUGGUUGGCCGGGAUUGAUCCAAAAGAAGGUGUUAAUAUUCCUGUCUGGUUCAAUCGAAGUUCUCUUCCUCCACCUCCGCCGUCGCUUCCUCUUAUUCUCAUUGGACCAGGAACUGGGUGUGCACCAUUCCGUGCAUUCAUUGCCGAAAGAGCAGCACAAAGUACUUCUGAGUCGACUGCUCCCAUACUCUUCUUCUUUGGUUGCAGAAACGAGGAAAAUGACUUCCUAUACAAAGAUCUGUGGCUAUCUCACACAAAAUCUGGUGGAAUACUCUCAGAAGAGAAUGGUGGAGGUUUUUUCGUUGCAUUUUCACGAGACCAGCCAAAGAAAGUUUACGUGCAGCAUAAGAUGAAGGAAGAAAGCAAAAGGAUUUGGAAUCUACUAAUGGGCGGUGCUGCUGUUUAUGUUGCAGGAUCAUCAACCAAAACGCCUGCUGAUAUCUUUUCAUGCAUGGUGGAAAUAAUAAAGAAAGAAGGUGGAGUUCCUGAGGAAUCUGCUCUAAGGCAGCUGCGCUUGCUGGAUAAAGCUGGCCGGUACAAUGUAGAAGCGUGGUCAUAAAACAGGAUUGAUUUUGCUCUGCCUUUCAGUACAUAAGCAAAAUUUUGAUCUUUUCCUGGAUGCCAUUAAAUAUUUUUUAUUGAACAAUUUACAAGAACUCUACUCAAACAACCAACCAGAGUCAUGGGUUUGGUGUUAAGAGAGAGCAGAAAAAAGCAGUGUCAGCAGGACUCAGUGAAACAGCUAGCGGACAGCCAGUGGUGCCUGAAGCAGAUUUCAUAAGAGUAAGACAAGUUUAUUCGUUUUUUGAAGCAUAGAGUAAGACAAGUUAUGUCAGUAUGAGGAAUGUAAUUAGCUUCUAUCAGCAUUUACAGCAUAAUAUGACAUUCCAACUACAAUGGUGGUAUUCGCCUAAGAUUAAAGGUUGAUACGACACACAAGGAAAGAAAUAUUUAUACAUGAAACAUUGGCCUAUUUUUAGGCAAAAGGGGAAAGUAUUACUUGGGAAAGUAUUACUUUUCCAGAAACGGAUGUGGUAUUUCAUUAUUA